AUGCAUAACAACCAUGACACAAAAGGCUCACAUCCGAUUGUUGUCGUCAUCGGUGUUGCUUGGAUCUCCGUCGUCGUGGGAUUUUCCCAUGGUGGGUCAUCGUCGCGGGUGUUCUCCGAUUGUUUUUCGGUUGGUUUUCGUCGGUGCGUGCGUGUUCUCGGGGUGUUCUUCGUCGGUGUGUGGGUGUUCUUUGCAUGGGCGUUCUCCGUUGUUCUUUGCCAGUGCGUGGGUGUUCUCCAUUGUUCUUCGCGUGUUCUUCCGGUGGUUGUUCAUCGUGGUUGGGCGUUGUUCUUUUGGUUGUUCGUCAUGUUAUGGGUUUUGGAUGUAGAUACCGAUUUCAUGGAUCCCCAACAAUGUGCUACAAUUUCUUGUGAUAUUUACAAGCACUUACGAGCAUCUGAAGCAAAGAAAAGGCCUUCUACAGAUUUCAUAGAGAAAAUUCAGAAGGAAAUAAAUUUAAAUAUGUGUGGCAUACUGAUUGAAUUACUUGUGGAGGUAGCAGAAGAGUAUAGGCUCGUGCCAGAUACUCUAUAUUUGACAGUGAACUACAUUGAUCGAUACCUAUCAGGAAAUUCGAUGGAUCGGCAACGAUUACAGUUGCUUGGUGUUGAUUGCAUGAUGAUUGCUUCAAAAUAUGAAGAGAUCUGUGCACCUCAAGUGGAAGAAUUUUGUUAUAUAACUGAUAACACAUAUUUUAAAGAAGAGGUAUUGCAAAUGGAAUCUUCUGUCUUGAACAACUUGAUGUUCAAAAUGACAGCUCCAACACCAAAAUGUUUCUCAAGGCGAUUUGUUCGUGCUGCUCAAGGCUCCACCGACGAGGUUUCAUCAAUGCAGUUGGAAUGCUUGGCCAGCUUCCUUGCCGGAUUAUCUCUUUUAGAAUACAAUAUGCUUUGUUACGCACCAUCACUUGUAGCUGCCUCGGCGAUCUUCUUGGCAAAGUUCAUACUACUUCCAACUAAGAGACCAUGGGUAUGCCACUCAUCUAUGUUUUCUUCCCUACCAUUUUAUAUAUUCGAUCUAGAAAUUUAGCUAACAACCUAGAAUUGACUAAUUUUGACCAAUUAGUUCUUAUUCCAUAUAACACAGGGUAAGUAAAUACAAGUUCUUUAGUUAUUUUUAAUUGCAUUAUAUGCUUAUUAAUAUUUCAAACUUGUUGCUUAUUAUAG
Messenger RNA from Benincasa hispida (wax gourd), 1166 nucleotides. Lineage: Eukaryota; Viridiplantae; Streptophyta; Magnoliopsida; Cucurbitales; Cucurbitaceae. The record is from RefSeq and is a predicted model, not a curated record.